Pomacea canaliculata is the source of this 3133-nucleotide messenger RNA. RefSeq lists its product as uncharacterized. The transcript is spliced from 2 exons. NCBI's taxonomy places the organism in Eukaryota, Metazoa, Mollusca, Gastropoda, Architaenioglossa, Ampullariidae. The record is from RefSeq and is a predicted model, not a curated record. The coding region runs from base 109 to 1596 and encodes 495 amino acids.
GCGCAGCAAAGUUACCGUCCUCUUCUGUCGACAUGUCGGAUAACUGUGAGCAAUAAUAUGGAGUUGUGGUUCCUAAUAGUCCACGAUGUGACACAAAUACUUUGAUGAAUGCUAAGCACAUCAUUUUUGGGGAGGAGGUCUAACUCAGUUAUUGCAUUGCUCAAUUAUUAUUCUCUUGCUUUAUUUUCUUUGUACAGUGGUUCAAUUAAGAUCAACGACAUGCUGAAAUCAGCUGUAACAAGUUUACUUUUGAGGUGCCAGACAAUGGUUCUUCAAACAUCUCCCGUCAUGGCAUGCGAAAGAUGGCUUCAUGACGACAGUAGGCAUGGAUCCAAAUCAGAGCCUCCUGGAAACAGAAGCAUGAACAAAGCACCAUGCACUUUAACUGAGGAUGCUGAGCAGGAUGUUUUGCAGAGAGCUAGAAUCUUGAAGGGACUGGGACAGUCAGAGAUUUCAGUUGACUUGCUGAUGAUGGUGGACUCAAAACCAGCAGAGAAAGUUGGCCGUCUCCUGGCAGAGAGAAAGAAAAUGAUCAAGUUCCUCUGUAAAGUGCUGGGCUGCUCUGAACCCGAGCUGGAGGCUCUAAAACAAAAGAACAAACAUCUGAAGAAAGUUUACUCACGCAGCGUAAAGGACCUGGAGGAAAAAGUGAGGUUUCUGCAACAAUAUUCCAUUAGCAACAGAGACUUGAGGGAUGCACCAGAGAUACUAAACACCAGAAUGUCAGUACUUGAAGCCCGCAUGGUCAUGCUUCAUAAAUUGAAGGAAGAAGGAAAGCUUCACUUUGAGAAGUGGCCGUUGAAUACAAUAGCUGCUACACAAAGCAUUUUUAAUUCUCGAGUUAAGCAAGCCUUAGAGAAUCAGCGUGAGAUAGAUGGUUCAGCUUUAAGUUACGCUUCUAUUGCCAAGUGCUUAGGUGUGACAGAGAAGGACAUUUGCGAUGUAAGCAUCAACAUCCCGAACCGGUUUCCCUCCGUAGCAUACAAUAAAAUCAGGUACCUUCUCGACCAAGGCCUGCAUCGCCAUGACAUCUUGAACCAUAUCUAUGUCCUAAAGCACCCCAUGAGCAAACUUAAAGUGGCCUUCAAAAGAUGUCAUGAGAUAGGCUUUACCCAGCCACCCAUCAACAUGGUCCUGAGUUUCAUUCGCUCUGCCCGGUUGCCCCAGUCUUCUGGUUCUAUAGCCCGCAAUCACUGGUAUCUCUGCACUCUUCUUGGUGUGACAAAAUCCCAGCUUCCACACAAGGAGUCAUGCAGACCUGUGUGGUCAGCUGACAGACUGGUCAUCAAGCGUAAUUAUGACUUUUUAACAUCUAACGGCUUUGGAAAGGAGGAUAUUCUAAGUUGCAUCACUAUUCUGGCUCAUGAUAGUAACAUCCUUCAGGAGUAUUAUCAAAAGCUGUGGCAACGACCUGAUGUAAAACCUUUUGCAGGGCUUGAGGUAUGGCAAGUCAGGAAACGUGUGCUAAACCUCUUGCAAUAUGUGCUGGAGAAGGACAUGAACUUUCACUCUGUGGCAUUUAAUGCAUAUGUUGAGCUUGGUGAUGAAGGACACAUAAAAGAUGGCAUUAGUGAGAUUGAAACAGAUCAUGUUUAAAUGAGCAUUUCUUUGUUUAAUGCUUAGCUGAAUCAUGGUGACAAGCAGAGGUGUCUUAAAAUGAUGUUGAUGCUUUAAGUUUUUUUUAAUACUCAAUAAUAUUUGAUCCUGUAUGGCAGAGAACGAUUGCAUUCCAAAGCUGACUCAUUUCUUCACAAGAUCUGACCCUUUAGAUUCCUUAGAAGCAAUCAAACCCUGAUUUGUUUUAACUAAAUCUCAUGCAGGUAAAAAAGGAGUUCCCUUAGCAAGAGGAAGCAUAUCUGCAUAUUUAACUUAGAAGAACUCAAGAAGCCUUUAAAAUUUUUAAGUGUGAAGUUUAAGGCUGUCUGUUAAGCACAGCAUAGGAUAUUAUACACCUGUAAAUAAAAUUUAAAAAAGCAGCUUUCUCAGAUGAUGCAGCUUAAAAAUCUCAGAAUGAGACAGUGAUGUCUAGGCAUUAAGAUAUGCUCCAGGAACAAAGCAUGCUUCUGAAAUGUUUUCAUAAGUAUUAAUUAUUAAUGUUAUUUCUCGGUUCAUGGAUUCUAAACAUUUUUCCAGAGGCACAUUUUUAAUUAGAACUGGUCCUUUCUUCUGUUUUCAUUUGUGUGCAUGUGUUUUUUGUCCCUGUCCAUGUUAGAUCAGUGCCUAAAAUUUUUAAUGUCAAUGGUAUUACUUUGCUACGCUGGAUUUCUGCACCCUAUAAUAAGUUUGGUUUGCUUUUGUCUGAUUUACUCUGUUAUCUAUUUGAGCUUUUAUUUCUUUACUCAAUCUUGAGGGGCCUGCUGACACUAUGGUUUUGUUUUGUUUCUCCUUUGGAAUUAUUGUAACUGGGAAACUUAGCUGGGGGUGGAGGUGGAUCUGUUUGUGCCUCUAAGUCCUACUGACAUCUUCAGUGGAAAUGUUGUGGCCUGAGCAGGUCACCUAUCUACGGAGAAAUUGACACUUAUUCAGCGCAGUCUCCAUGAUAGUCCCAGAAGUUAAUCCAUAUGCUGUACAGUAGGUUUAUGUCGAACUUACAUCAAAAGGUCGUCCACGUCCACGAAAAGAAGCUCCCGUGGGCCCGGCUUCUCGUGCCGGGGGUAAACACCCAACCUCUCUCCUUGUGUAGUGAGGAUGAGGUGAGAAGAGAUUGCGUGAAAAAGAAUGUUGAGGGGGCCUGAUCCCGUUUUCUUGCAGUGGAGGGCGCAGAGCCGGCUCACCCGCUCUCGUCCUUUUCGCAAUAGCGAACGGUUUAAAAAAUAUACAAACUUUUCUGCUGUCAAACAUCUGCUCUAUGGACAAUUUCUUGUCCAGUGAUGCAAAUCAGAAAGCGUCUGAGGCCCUGCGCCGAUGGGACGGAAAACAGUUUGUCAUGAUCAAAGCAUGAUUGAUUGGAAAACAAAUUGACAGUAAAAUUACAGCUGGCCCAUCUGCACCUUAGCUUUUGUGUGUGUGUGUUGUCGCAACUCAUAUCGCUACCCGUUAUCUCUGCCUCAAAGCAUUAAAGGUACGCGUGUGGCAAAACAUUCCAGACACUGGUCCAGAGGAAGAAAUAGAACUGCUGCCGAACUUACAUUCU